GUAGAAAGGUAACUUGAACUAUAAAAGGAGAAGAGACAUUCUUUAGAUCAUCUGAACUGGAGAACAAAGCCAAAGGACUGAAGGGAGCAACAUGGCCGAUGAUAUAGAAGACGAGGACUUUCUCUUAUCGCAGCUAACGGCUGAGGAAAUAGCAGAACUAUCAGAAAUAAUCGACCCAGAUAAUGAGUUGCUGCCAGCUUCAGAUAGGCUACCACCACAGACUAAGAAGAAACCAACUGGACCUUAUGAUAGACAACACUUACUGGAACACCUCAGGAAAGAAGCACUGGCUUCCAAAGUUGGUGAUGACUACACUCCUUUCAUCAAGCAAAAGAGAGAGGAGGUGAGGGAGAAGAAGAAGGAGAACACUGCUCCAGCUGCUAAACCUAAGAACUACCUCUCAGAGUUUGAUGACAUCCUCUCAGAAAUGGAUGAUGAUCAACUUGCAGAACUAGCCCAGGAGCUAGGUAUUCAUGGCAUGUUAACUCAAGAUCAGAGUAGAGGGGACAUCACUGCCAGCAAGGUUUCUUCAUUCUCCACACAGAAACUAAAUAAGUUGUUAUCUGCUAAAGGUAAUGAUGAGAGUGAUCACGCUGAUCUUGAUCAAGUGAUUCAAUCAGUUCAAGAAGAUGAUCCCUCGUUGACUGAUCUUAACCUCAACAAUCACCCACUGAUCACUCCGGAGAUCAUACACCAGUUACUAACGGCACUGGAGGGCAACACACACGUUACUAAACUCUCUCUGGCUAAUAUCAAGUUCAACGACGACCAUGCUGCUAGUCUGGGUAGCAUACUGUCUGAUAACAGAUCACUGCUGAUGAUUAAUCUUGAUUCUAAUAGACUUGGAAAUGAAGGAAUAAGAGCUAUCAUGAAAGCUCUUGUUGAUAAUUUCACACUUCAAGAGAUAAGACUCUGUAAUCAGUACAGUAAAGGAGGUCACAGGAUAGAGGCUGAGAUUGGAAAGUAUUUGGAAAAGAACAAGACAAUACGAAAGCUCGGCUACUCCUUCACGUGCAAUGGCCCCAGGAUGGAAGUAGAGAAAUGGAUAAUGAGAAAUAUUGAUCUUCAGAGACAAAGGCGUAUGUAUGAUUCAAGGUGAUCCUCUCAUUUUAAUGCCACGCCCCCAGUCACAUGACUUGUCUCUGGUAUACUCUACUGCAGAAAACACUUCGUCACAAUUUCAUUUUAUUAUUGUUAUUAUUAUUAGUAUUAUUAUUAUCCACUUAUUAUAACUUAUCCAUUCUGUUUUCAUUUUUUCUUAUUUUUAGCAUUUAAACAUGCAAACAGCCA
Molecule: messenger RNA, 1290 nt
Organism: Amphimedon queenslandica
Lineage: Eukaryota; Metazoa; Porifera; Demospongiae; Haplosclerida; Niphatidae
Product: tropomodulin-2-like
Exons: 9
Coding region: 92-1099 (335 amino acids)
Biological process (GO): actin filament organization; pointed-end actin filament capping
Cellular component (GO): cytoskeleton
Molecular function (GO): tropomyosin binding
Source: RefSeq, a predicted model, not a curated record